Molecule: messenger RNA, 9368 nt
Organism: Tripterygium wilfordii
Lineage: Eukaryota; Viridiplantae; Streptophyta; Magnoliopsida; Celastrales; Celastraceae
Product: helicase protein MOM1-like
Exons: 20
Coding region: 160-8901 (2913 amino acids)
Biological process (GO): heterochromatin formation
Molecular function (GO): ATP-dependent chromatin remodeler activity; ATP binding
Source: RefSeq, a predicted model, not a curated record
CUAAAAAUUUAGAACGGAAAAAAAAUAAAAUAUGCUCUGCUAAAUAAAUUUCUUUUGCCCUUUUCCCCCUACUCUAUCUCAGGGAAAUUGUUUGCAUGAGCGGCGGAUUCUUCUCGAAUCUGAGCGAAGGCCAAUUCGGCUCUCCAUGAUCCAAAAGUGAUGGCAAAUGAUGCUAGAUCUACUCGCAAAGUAAAGAAUGAUGAAAGUGAUAGUCGUAGAGGGAAGCAAAAUAGCAAACCCAAACAUAGUUCGGGUGCUGCAAUUGUAGAUACAUCUGGUCUGAGAAGAUCACUCAGGGGAACACAAUCAAAGACAAAUAUGACUCCUAGUCCUUCAAGUACACGCAAGUCUAAGCGCCUGGAGAAGCAAAUUCCGAUAAAUACCCCAAUUAAGAUGAAGGAUGAAGGAGUUGAUAAUAAGAGCAUAUCGAGUUCUUUGAGGAGGUCUGAGCGGGGUAGGAACCAUUCUUUGGCCAUUUCUUCUGGAUCAAAAAAGGUAGGUAAAAGCUCAGCCUCCUAUGAUGUGAAACGAAGAAGUGGGAAGAAAGAGAUGACAGUUGAGGAGUUGCCAUUACAAACUAUAGAAGUUGGCAAAAAUGGGAAAAAGGGUAUGAAAAAUGCUCAGGUGGCCAAAAAGAGAAUGGAUGCUCGCACUUAUAGGGAUUUGUUCAAGCGGCUACCAAAGAAAGUUAAUGCUUCAGAUCAUGCACAAUUCACUUGUAAUAAUGAUAAGUCUACCGAGGGAGAUGACAACAAUUGCAGGGGUGGGAUGUCUGAGAAAGUUGACGGCGAUGAUGAGUGCAACCGAAGUUGGGGUGAGGAAUUAGGACAAGAUCAUGUCAGUGGAGCUUUUGAAGAAUCCAAUUAUGUUAAGGAACGAACAGAAAGUGAAGUUGAAGUUGAAAGAUCUGAUUCAAACCAGCAGCAUGUGUCUGAUGAGGAAGCUCAUACUGUUAGUGAUGGUUUAAAAGAUUCAGAGACUGAUUGUGUGUUGAUUUCAUCUGAUCAUGCCGCCAUACAGAGAAAUGAUGGUGCUGGAAAGGCUGAACUGGAUUAUGCAAUACAGAAUAAAUUACAAACACAAAGGUUAGAUUCUGUAAUAAAUUGGGUUACAGGUGAUGUUGAUAAUGGAUUGGAAAGGGGUAACGAAAGCAUUUCUUUUAAAAGAAGACGAAAUUCUGUGGAUGUGGAUCUUGAUAUUGUUGCUUCGGUUGCACUUGAAGAUAUGCAUACUGAAAUAGCCAAUGCCACUGCUUCAUCGCCAUCUGGGUGCAAAAGUGACGAGAUAUGUGUCUCCUGUUCUAAGAGGCGAAGGGUUGACCAUGAUUUGGAUAGCGGAGAUAUUUGCUAUUGCAUAGUGAAAUCAUUCCUAUGGAUGUGUAAUCCUUCUCUUUCUAAGGAUAGAAGGGAAUCGGAAGCUGGUGUUACAACUGUACAUGUUGAAGGUUGUGACAACCAUACGGAAAGGGAAUCUUUUGUAGAAUCUCGAUUGGACUUUGGCCAACACACAUGUCUUGUUUGCAAGCUUGGGGGAACUCUAUUGUGUUGUGCUGGUCGAGGUUGCAAAAGAAGAUACCAUCUUUCUUGUCUAAGUCCUCCUUUGGUGGAUGUUCCGCUGGGAAUAUGGCUCUGCCUUGAUUGUGUUAAGAAGAAGAUUGAAUUAGGUGUGCAUUCGGUGACGGAUGGUAUAGAGUCAAUUUGGGAUGUCAGAGAAAAGGAAUUACCAGAUGAUUAUGGUCUUGCAAGGCAGAAGCAAUUUUUUGUUAAAUACAAAGGUCUCGCUCAUGUUCACAACCGUUGGGUACCAGAAAGUCAGCUGAUUCUUGAAGCUCCAUUACUUGUUGAAGAAUUCAACAAAAAGGAUCAGGUUGCAAAGUGGAAGCAAGAGUGGACUGUGCCACGUCGCUUUUUACAGAAAAGAUUGUUGCCCGUGCCAAAACAGUAUGAAGAGGAUUGCAGUGGGCAUGUAGAUCGUCUAGAUUGCCAAUAUGAGUGGCUCGUGAAAUGGUGUGGUCUUGAUUAUGAGCAUUCUACAUGGGAGUUGGAUAAUACUUCUUUCAUGAAAUCACAGGAAGCUGUAAGACUUGUGAGAGAUUUUCAAAGUCGUCAUGAGAAAGAGAUGAGAGCUGUUGCUUCAUCUAACUUAGACAAGGUUUUCGAGACAAAAAAAGAAACAUAUAUCAAAUUGUCCCAAUUCCCAUCUGGAUUUGGUCCAAGGAUUGACAAUAAUCAUCUGGACUUUGUUAACAAUCUUUCUGAGUGUUGGCACAAGGGCCAGAAUGCUCUUGUUGUUGAUGAACAGGAACAUAUUGCGAAGGUCAUCCUGUUUAUUUUAUCUCUAUCAUCUUACGUGGGUCAGCCUUUUCUCAUCAUUUCUACUUCUGAUAUAUUCUAUUCUUGGGACGAUGAAUUCAUGCGUUCGGCACCCUCUCUCCAAGUUGUUGUUUAUCAUGGUGACAAGGAUGUGCGGAAAAGCAUUAGGACACUGGAAUUUUAUGAAGAAGGUUGCGUAAUGUUUCAAGUACUUAUCACUUCUCCUGAAGUUAUAGUUGAGGAUCUAAGUUUCUUUGAGUGCAUAAAAUGGGAAUCAAUAGUAGUUGAUGAGUGCCAAUUACCUGGAAUUUUUUCACACCUUGUUUGUUUUAAGAUGCUGCGCAGUGAUAUGAUACUUCUCCUUGUCAGUGGUCAGCUAAAGGAUGACGUUGCUGAGCACCUCCUAUGCUUACUUGAUUACUGUAAGGAGUUUAAUGUUAGUGAUAGGUUAACAAGUAGAUCCCAUGACAAUGACAGUAGUUUAAAAGACCGGCUAUCGAGGUACAUUGUUGACAGAUGCAAGUCAGACUCUUCUAGGUUUGUAGAGUUCUGGCUUCCUAUAGAGCUAUCCAACCUGCAGCUUGAGCAGUAUUGUUCUACUCUGCUAUCAAAUUCUUUAUCCCUUUGCUCAUCUUCGAAGGGCGAUCCAGUUGGGGCACUACGCAACAUUCUCCAUUCAAUCCGGAAGUGCUGUGAUCAUCCAUACCUUACAGAUUCAAUGCUGCCAGUAAGGCUGAAUAAAGAGUUUAAAGAGGAGGAGUUUCUGGACGUUGGAAUAAAAGCAAGUGGCAAGCUACAACUUCUUGAAGCAAUGCUUUUUGAGAUCAAGAAACGUGGUUUAAGGGUUUUAAUUCUCUUCCAGUCUUGUGGUGGUUCUGGAACUGAUAAUAUUGGAGAUUAUUUGGAUGAUUUUCUACGUCAAAGGUUUGGUCCAGAUUCUUAUGAACGUAUUGAUCUGGUUGUUGCAACUCAUAAAAGGCAAGCAGCCUUGAACAAGUUCAACAAUGACAAAGGAAGGUUUGUGUUUUUAUUAGAGACCCGUGCUUGUACUCCCGGCAUCAAACUCUCCUCAGUUGAUUCUGUUAUCAUAUUUGGUAGUGACUGGAAUCCUGUGAAUGAUGUAAGAUUGUUGCAAAGGGUAACCUUUGAUUCACAGUACAAACAUUUAAAAUUAUUCCGCUUAUACUCAUCUUAUACUGUGGAAGAAAAAGCACUGAUCCUUGCAAAGGAAGAUAAGGCUGUUGAUAGUAAUUUACAGAACACAAACCGGAAUACUAGCAACUUGCUAUUAAUGUGGGGGGCUUCAUAUUUAUUCAAUAGAUUGGAUGAGUUCCAUCAGGGCAACGGCCAGGCCUUUGGUGCUAAUAUCUCACUGGAGAAAUCACUUUUGAAAGAUGUGAUUCGGGAGUUCCUGACUGUACUUACACAGAAUGGUGAAGAGAGUGAUACGAGUGACUGCUCUCUAAUUUUGAAAGUGAAACAAAAUCAAGGAUAUUACGAGACAAGUUAUCCAUUGUUCAGUGAGCUGAAGAUCCAAUUGACAUAUGAAGGGGACCCCCACAUAUUUUGGAAAAAACUGCUGGAUGGAAAGCAACCAAGAUGGAGAUAUUCUUCUGGGCCAUCUAAGAGGAAUCGGAAACGGGUUCAAUAUUUUGAAAAUUUACUGAAGAAACCAGAGGUUGGGGUUGAUAAUGUUGUAAAGAAACGCAAGAAAGUGGUCAAUAAUAACAUUGAGCCUCUCUCUCCAAGACCUGUGAUAAAUGGGGAAAUAGGUUCUGGGAACAAGGAAGGUUCAUUGGGAAAUCCAGAGCAUGAUGUGUCUCAAUCAUUUUCAGGGCUAUUUGGUGGCGAGGAUAAUAAAAUUUAUGCUUCCACCUCUCUUCAUUUAGUGAAUAAGCUUUCAGAAAAAGAAGUAUCUUAUUGGAUUGGGCCCGAAGACGGUACAAAACUAGAUGAAUCACAGAAUAAUCUCUCUCUUUCCAUGAAGCCAGAGAUUGUAAAAAUUUGCGAAGUUCUGCAAUUACCGGAGGACGUCAAGGGCAUGGUUGAAAAGUUUCUCGAGUAUUUAAUGAAUAAUCACCAUGUCAAUAGAGAACCAGUGACCAUCUUGCAGGCUUUUCAGAUAUCCUUGUGUUGGACUGCUGCAUCCAUGUUAAAGCAAAGAAUUGAUCGCAAGGAAUCACUUGCUCUUGCGAAACAACAUUUGAAGUUUAGCUGCAGCAAAGAAGAGGCAGAUUAUAUUUACUCCAUGUUGAGGUGUCUGAAGACAACAUUUUUGAACCAUACAGAAAAAUGUAGCGUAGCUUGCUGUAAAGAAUCUGAACUGUCAGCUAAAGAUGUUAGCCAGAAAAAUUCAAGCCCAAACUUUACUCUAUCAGCAACAUCUAAGCUGCAAGAGGGGGAAGUAGAGGUUAGGGAAUUGCCACAAGGCCAAGAAUGCUACAGUAAACAGGUUGUUAACAAGCUCAGUUUGGAGCUGGAAUUUGAGCUAGCGCAGAAAGAUUUAUCAAGAAGUAUCAAAAUAAUCCGUAAAAAAUGUGAGAAGCAGAUGUCGAAGCUGCUAGAAAAGCAACAGGAAGAAAAAGAGGACUUAGACAGAAAGUACAGGGAAGAAAUUGCAAAGCUGCAGAACAGGAAACGAACGGAGUUGGCUGUUAUACGUUCCUAUGCAAGUAAUUCUAUAUUGGCAGAUAAGUUAAAGUCAUUGGAUAAUGAAUAUACCAAAAAAUUUGAAGAACUUAAAUGUCAGAUGGACAUUCGCCUUAAAGAUCUUGAGGCAAUGCAGCUGACUGCGAGGAACAAGUUACAAGAGAGGGGGGUUCGUUGGGUGGAGGGAUUGAAGUCGUGGGCACAAGCUGAAUUAUUGAAUGUGCGACCUUCAGAUAAAGGUUGUUCUAAGCAAGGAAAUAUUGUCAAUCCUUGCUCUGAAGCACUGAGUCCCGACGUGGUUUUGCUAGAUGGAGAGGUCCAUGAAACUGUUGGUGUAAGUGAUUGUCAGGAGGAAGUUCUCCCAGUGAAUCUUUGUACGUCUGAAAGACAGACAGUUGGGCCUAUAUCAAGCUUAGCUGUUAUGCCAGAUGGAGAUGUUCAAUCCGAAGUCCAUGAAACUGUCGGUGUAAGUGAUUGUCAGGAGGAAGUUCUCCCAGUGAUUCUCUGUACGUCUGAAAGACAGACAGUUGGGCCUAUAUCAAGCUUAGCUGCUAUGCCAUAUGGAGAGGUUCAAUCCGAAGUCCAUGAAACUGUCGGUGUAAGUGAUUGUCAAGAGGAAGUUCUCCCAGUGAAUCUGUGUACGUCUGAAAGACAGACAGUUGGGCCUAUAUCAAGCUUAGCUGCUAUGCCAGAUGGAGAGGUUCAAUCCGAAGUCCAUGAAAUUGUCGGUGUAAGUGAUUGUCAGGAGGAAGUUCUCCCAGUGAAUCUCUGUAUGUCUGAAAAACAUACAGUUGGGCCUAUAUCAAGCUUAGCUGCUAUGCCAGAUGGAGAGGUUCAAUCUGAAGUCCAUGAAACUAUCAGUGUAAGUGAUUGUCAGGAGGAAGUUCUCCCAGUGAAUCUCUGUACGUCUGAAAGACAGACAGUCGGGCCUAUAUCAAGCGUAGCUGAAAGAGUCUUUCCAAUCGGAGUUCCCAUGCUCGUCAACUGUGAAGAUGAUGAAAGGAGCGCUGUCUUUGAGAAUGAACGUUCGUGUGAACAAGGACUUUCUCAUAAAGAAGUUCAAGGACCUGAGACUCUUUGUUCCCCUGACGGCCCUGAUAACACAGUGUUUGUGAGUAGACUUCCACUUGAAGGACAAAAUCCUGAUGUACCAACGUCAAGUGUGCCUGAUGUGCAGGUCCAGCUGCAAGUGCCUGGGAUUGCUAGUUGUAGCAAUGGCUUGGGGAUUGUCGUUUCUGGGAAUCAAUGUCUCAUCAACUGUGAAGACGGUGAAAGCAGCACUGUCUUUGAGAAUGAAUGUUCGUGUGAACAAGGACUUUCUCAUAAAGAAGUUCAAGGGUCUGAGACUCUUUGUUCCCCUGAUGGCCCUGAUAACACUGUGUUUGUGAGUAGACUUCCACUUGAAGGACAAACUCUUGAUGUACCGACGUCCAGUGUGCCGGAUGAGCAGAUCCAGCUGGAAGUGCCUGGGAUUGCUAGUUGUAUCAAUGGCAUGGGGGUUGUCAUUUCUGGGAAUCAAUGUUCAUCCUCUGAACAAAUUUCUAACGGGGGCUCAAUGUGCGUGUCUUAUGGAAAUUCUCCAUCGGGUUCUGCUGCUGAUGUUACAAUGGGUGGUGACACCAGCAGAGAGAAUGGAGUGGCAUCAGAUUCUGCUCGAGUCAAUCAGCCAGAUGGAGUGGGUUGUAACAUUAAUCACAUAUUCCAUUUCUCUGAUAACAUUACUGCUUUUGACCCGCAGGACAAAGAGGUCACAUUUAUGGUGCCUGAAACUGCACCUACAAGGAACGAAGAUCAUGUUGCCUCCUCAGAUAACAAUAUUUCUGGAGUGAACCAGCAGAAUGGAGUUGUCUUCACCAGCAGGGAUGAUGAUGGAGCAAACCCUGUGGCAUUGCAAUACCCUACUGGAGUCAACCUGUCGGAUGAAGUGGUUUGCAUUGUUAAUCAAAUGUCGCACUCCUUAGAUAGCAUUACUGGUUCUGACGAGCACGGUGGAGAGGUUGCAGCUGGAGUGCCUGAGACUGUAUCUUCUCAGUUAAUGGAAGGCUUUAGCACAGGGACAAGUAAUGAUGAUUCUGUGAUCUCUGAUAGAGUCGAGCAGCAGAAUGAAAAUGUUUCCACCAGCAAAGAGAAUGAUAGUGCAAACCAUGUAGCAUCAGAUUAUGCUACUGGAGUCGAUCGACCAGAUGGAUUGGAUUGUAUUAAUAACCAAAUGUUAAAUUCCUUGGAGAACACUCCUGGUUCUUACCUGCAGGGGGGAAAUGGUACAGCUACAGUUCAAGGAACUGCACCUUCUCAGUUGAUAGAAGAUGUUAACACAAGGAUGAGGAACGAUGAUUUUGUGCCUUCAAAUAAUAAUAUUGAUGGAGUCAACCUGGAGAAUGGAGUUCUUUUCACCACUAUCCCAGACUCUCUCUCCCAGGAUCUUUCUUCGGUGAAUUCACAGUUGGUGCAGCCUGCUACUGCGUGGGCUCAAAGCUGUACAAUGCCAUUGAAUCAGGCACUCCAUGAUGAAUGUUCCCCACCAGCAAUAACCACUACACCGGCAAAUAGAGAUGCAUCAAUUAGUGGAGAGCAGACUACUUUGCAGCAAGUUGAGAUUCCACUGGCUGAUUCAUUUGACUUCCAUGCACGUGUCACAGAUCCUCUAGUUCAACAGCAGUUGACAUCAUCUGUUGGUUGCCCUUCGAGUGUCAGGGUGCAAUAUUUACCUUCAACUAGAGAGAUGAGUAAUCCUUGCAGUGAACGGCAUAUCAUUAACCUGAUUUCUCAGCCACCAGGACUGCCAGAGAAUCGUGUUGAGAUUUCCAAUCAACCUGUUUUGCAAUCUGCGACAUGUUUGGCACCACAUUUACCUAUUGAUGCUCCAGCAGGUGGAUUGGGAAGGCCUGUUUCAGAUAUAAGGAAUACCUCCAUAACUUCAAGAAAUAGCAAUCAUCCUGUACAAAAUGCUUCCUCAUUUAUGCCCCAGAUGCCUCCCUCCUAUCACGAUCCACUCCAAAGUGAAAUGGAGAGAAUACAUAAAGAGAGGGAUCAAAGCAUAAUUAACCAUGAAGGAACGAAGCUGCUGCUGAAGUCUGAUUGUGACAAGGAGAUUGAAGAAGUUGUAGCUCAAAUUCGUAAAAAGUAUGAGAUCAAACUUCAGGAGGUAGAGGCUGAAUUCCUCACCAAGAAGAAGGAUAUGGAUGAAAAUCUCAACAAAGUCCUCAUGAACAAGAUUUUGGCCGAGGCUUUUAGGUCCAAAUGCAUGGAUACAAGGGUGGCUACUGCACGUGGAUUACCGCAAGCUGGCCUUCAUUCUGGUUUCCCACAGAUGACUGCUGUCCUAUCCCCCAGCCCACCAACUACUUCCAUUGCUCCAGUCAGUCCACAUAAUGCAGCCACAUUCCUGCCGGCUGUUCACAAUUCGACUGCUCUUCUCUCAGGCACUUCAGCAAGACCACCACACAGUAUCUCCAAUCCCACUCCAAGCAAUCUCCAAGGUGGAAGUCAAAUCCGUGCUCGUGCACCACACCUGCGACCUUUCAGACCUUCGUCAUCUCUGUCUGUUACCGGUCUUUCCUCCUUACCACGUGGGAUGCCAAGUCAGCCGGAACCUUCAUACUCCUUGGCAGCUUCCUCCUUGCUCACCCAGCAGCCUAUGAUAUGGCGGCCACCACCUACAUACCAGUCUGGUUCAUAUAAUAGUGUGCCCCAGCCUGAGAUAGCAGGAGGGUUGCCAGCUCUUCCUAAUUCUUCACUUUCUGAGGUUGGUUUGCUUAUGGAUGUUGAGAAUCGGACCAUUGUAAAUCCAUGUCCACCAAGUUAUGCUUCUCCUGCACUAGAAUUUUCAUACUUGGACCCAUUGCUCGCACCUGAAUCUGGCCCCAUCAGGGGUACACAAGCUAACACAUCACAUUCAAGUGGACCUCCUGACAUAGUAUGUCUAUCAGAUGAUGAUUGAUGACUGGACCGUAGAAUAUGUUAUUAGGGAGAAGUUUUGAAGUUCAUUCCAAUGUUUGGUAUUUUAGGGGUAGGGAGAGGUCUUGCAAAGUGGCAUAGCUGCAGCAUUAGAUUUUGUUGUAGCCUUUUUUGAAGGCUACAACUCUGGAGUUGGUGCUUGCACUCUCGAAAGGGCAAGGAAGACAGUCUUCAUCUUUUUUCUCCCUGUUGGAAAACAACCUACGACGGUGCUCUGUAGUUCUUCGUUACUCGUAUAAGCUCGGCGGAGUUGUCUUUUUGCAGGGAACCAUUCAUCUCAACAACUCGUGGAUAAAUUUACUUAUUUUACACUAGGGGUUGAAUUGUUUUGUACAUGUAAAUAAUCUAAAGUAAUUGUUUCAAGUUCGUUUAUUGUCAUUUUAGCACUGUUGACUGUUGUUGAGCUGGAGCAUAGUGCCUGGUCAAGCUUGGAAUAUUUGUCCCAUAAAA